AUGACUGCAGCCACCGUGGAAAUCAAAGCUCAGCACCAAGAUCCUUCAGCCACCUUCACCUACAUUGUGGGUGGUAAGGAGCAGACAACAAACAAGAUCUCAGUAGGUUCAGAGGUCAAGGGGCCUCUCACAGUCUCCAUCAAGGCCUCUGACGGCUCGAAGAUUGAUCUCGAGGACCUGGAUUUCCGUUGGAACGUAGAGCCCCUGCUGCAGAGGGAGGGCGAUAACCAAAACGGACAGAAGGGUGCCAUCGUCGAGCUUUUUGGCUGGCCCCAUGCAGAUAUCGAGCAGGAAUGCGAAGCACUUGGUAAGAUGGGAUAUCUUGGUGUGAAGAUCUAUCCCGCGCAGGAGCAGGUCAUGUCCACCGAGCCCUUCAACAACGUCAUGAACCCCUGGUACUUCAUGUACCAACCAGUGUCGUAUCGGCUUCAGGGUCGCAUGGGAACACGGGAUGAUCUUCGAAGAAUGAUCAGCGCAUGCAGGAAGAACGGUGUUCGAGUUUACGCCGAUGCCGUCAUCAACCACAUGUCUGGCGGCGGGAAUGAUGCAAACCCAAAGCAUCGCAAUCCUCAGGCAAAUUGCCAGACCUUUGGCAAUAAGACGUCUUCGUUGCCAGGGGGACACUCCCCGUACUACACACAGAACUAUGCGUACACUACAGGCGAGCACACUGGAAAAGCCCCUCUCCAGGAAUUUCCAGCAGUCCCUUACGGUCCCCAAGACUUCCACUGCGAACGGGUCCUGAAUGCCUGGAGCGAUCCGCUGGACCUCAACGCAGGAUGGCUCACGGGCCUCACGGACCUCAACACGGAAAGGGAGAAUGUCCAAGAGCGCAUCGCAGACUACAUGACGGACCUGAUCUCCAUUGGCAUCUCUGGCUUCCGCAUCGACGCCGCAAAGCAUAUCAAGCCUGAUGACCUGGUGCAGAUCAUCUUGAAGUUCCGCGAGAAUGUAGGGGGAAAGAUGCCAGAGGAUUGGUUCAGCUGGUUGGAAAUCCUCCUUGGUGGAGAGGCUGACCUGCUGAUGUGCAACACGGCCUCCGGCUACAACUAUGGUGAGUAUUUGUCCUCCGCACUGCUGAAAGCCGGCUUAUCCCAGCCAGAGGUGGAUGCAGUGAAGACCUGGAACUCGGGCUUUCCAAAGGAGCCCGAGAAGGGGGUGGAUAACUGCGACAUCGGCAAGACGGGGCUCCAGCGCCAGGUCAUUCAGAAUGAUGAUGCCGACCAGCAGAAUCCUGGUAGCAGCUCGCGAGACAUGGGUGACGCUGGCUGUGUCCUCAUCAAGGGUUGCGACGAGUCCACCCACCGCGGCCACGAGGUUUCACUCUUCACCUCGCCUCCAGGGGCCCAGGACAAUGCCAAGGAUUAUCCCAUCCGAGUCAUCCUAUCCUCCUACUACUGGGGGGAAGGGGACAAUCAGGGCAUUCCAGAUGGCAAGUCGGACUGCUCCCUCUGCAAAGUGAACUGCGAUGGCUGCAAGGGUAUGCCGUUCCAGCAGGCCUUCGAUGCGAAAUCCACCGGCUAUGACAAGGGUAAAGGCAUGUACACACGUGUCCACCGCGACAAGGAGAUCGUGAAUGCCAUGCGCGCGUGGGUUGGCUUGAAAGCUAUUGACACCUCCGUCUAUACAGGAGUGGAGGAACCAGCGUACACCUCUGUCAUUGUCUAA
Molecule: messenger RNA, 1668 nt
Organism: Symbiodinium pilosum
Lineage: Eukaryota; Dinophyceae; Suessiales; Symbiodiniaceae
Source: the annotation of a GenBank genome assembly